This is a messenger RNA of Rubroshorea leprosula, 598 nucleotides long. NCBI's taxonomy places the organism in Eukaryota, Viridiplantae, Streptophyta, Magnoliopsida, Malvales, Dipterocarpaceae. The record is from the annotation of a GenBank genome assembly.
CCACAUAAAGAUCCCCUCUGGUCUAGUCUCCUCCACCUUCACAUGGCCGACUCUGAACAUUCCUCUUCUAAUGACACUAAUGCCGAUUCUCAAGAGGAAAAAAAUGAAGAACCAAAAUUGGAGUUCUCCGAAGAUGAGGAAACGCUUAUAAUAAGGAUGUAUAACCUGGUUGGGGAGAGGUGGGCUCUAAUUGCUGGGAGGAUCCCUGGAAGGACAGCAGAGGAAAUUGAGAAGUACUGGAAUACCAGGUACUCCACUAGUGAAUGAAAAGCUGGAUGGCACAUUUCUGUUUAGAGGAGCACAUUAUGUUGAACAGUGUAUUGUCUGUCAUCUGUAUAUUAUGGAAAAUGUUCCUAGACCUACCUGUGCAAUUGUUCACAAAUUUUCGCCUUUUCUUUUUGUUCUUAGUGUAUGUGUGAUGAGUCCGAUGACUGUAGAUGGGCAGCUAUUUUUACUUUUACUGGGAAAUAUCUUUAUCCGAUGGGGUGAUUCCAGAUUCCCCUGUAAAAAAUCACUGUUCUGAAACCUAAAGUGAUUUUGGACAUUCAAGCUGUUUUUUUAGUACCAAGUGGACAAUGAGGGAUGUUUUUUUUUUACU